Molecule: messenger RNA, 1216 nt
Organism: Oryza brachyantha (malo sina)
Lineage: Eukaryota; Viridiplantae; Streptophyta; Magnoliopsida; Poales; Poaceae
Product: eukaryotic translation initiation factor 3 subunit G-like
Exons: 2
Coding region: 99-974 (291 amino acids)
Cellular component (GO): cytoplasm; eukaryotic translation initiation factor 3 complex
Molecular function (GO): RNA binding; translation initiation factor activity
Source: RefSeq, a predicted model, not a curated record
GAAGAAGCCGUCGUUCUCUCUCUCCCACGACGCCGCCGCCGCCGUCGCCGCCCGACCAAGCCCUAGCGAACGCAGCACACCGGCGCGAGAGAUCGACCAUGGCCGUGGAGACGGCGACGCAGAAGAUCCGGUGGGGGGAGCUUGAGGAGGACGACGAGGGGGACCUCGACUUCCUGCUCCCGCCGCGGGUGGUCCUCGGGCCCGACGAGAAUGGCUUCAAGAAGGUGGUCGAAUAUCGCUUCGACGACAAGGGCUGCAAGGUCAAGGUCACCACCACCACCCGCGUCCGCAAGCUCGCGCGCGCCCGCCUCUCCAAGAGCGCCAUCGAGCGCCGCUCCUGGCCCAAGUUCGGCGACGCCGUUCACGAGGACGUCGGCGCCCGCCUCACCAUGGUCUCCACCGAGGAGAUCGUUCUUGAGCGACCCCGCGCUCCAGGGAGCAAAGCUGAAGAACCAAGUGCUUCAGGUGAUCCACUGGCAAGUAAGAGUGGUGCAGUUCUCAUGGUUUGCAGAACCUGUGGGAAGAAGGGUGACCACUGGACCUCAAAGUGCCCCUACAAGGACCUUGCUCCCCAGGCAGAAGCUUUUGUGGACAGGCCUCCUACUGCCGAUGGUCCUGGACCAGCAGGUGGCGCCAUUAAGGGAGCAUAUGUACCUCCAAGCAUGAGGUCUGGUGCUGGUGCUGCCGAUAGGGUUGGACACGAUAUGAGGCGUAGGAAUGAUGAGAACUCCGUCCGUGUGACCAAUCUAUCAGAGGACACCCGUGAGCCUGACCUACUUGAGCUAUUCCGCACAUUUGGCCCGGUUAGUCGUGUCUAUGUUGCGGUUGAUCAGAAGACUGGAGCAAGCAGGGGGUUCGGCUUUGUCAACUUUGUUCACAGGGAGGACGCUGAGAAGGCUAUCAGCAAGCUCAAUGGGUAUGGUUAUGAUAACCUUAUCCUUCGUGUUGAGUGGGCAACACCAAGGCCAAAUUAAUUUUGUUACUGCUCACGAGCCUUUACAUACUUUCCAUGAAUGUUGUUGGAUCAGCAUGUCUCUUGAAAUAGUGUACUUUUGGUUUGCUUAUACCCUGUGUCCUGAACAUGAGCUUUAUUAUUUUUUGCUUGGACGAGAAGAACUCAGCUAAGCUAAUCUUUACAUUUGUGUAUUUGUAUGGAUGUGCGAGAUUUCAUUAUGUGCACUGGAGCUUUUCUUAAAAUUUGGCUGGUUGUCGCUCA